Molecule: messenger RNA, 927 nt
Organism: Heterobasidion irregulare TC 32-1
Lineage: Eukaryota; Fungi; Basidiomycota; Agaricomycetes; Russulales; Bondarzewiaceae
Exons: 1
Molecular function (GO): protein binding
Source: RefSeq, a predicted model, not a curated record
AUCAAAGAUGCCUUGCCUCCAUUUAACCAGCAGGCAAACUCGGACUUGAUCUUGCGUUCAUCGGACCAUGUCGAUUUUCAUGUCCACAAGCUUAUCCUCUCAAUCGCAUCGCCUAUUUUCGAAGACAUGCUCAGCAUACCACAGACUUCUCAGUCGGUUGACGAGCACCGUGAUGGCUUGCCGAUCGUUAUGCUUGAGGAGGAUGCACAGAUGAUUGACUUCAUGCUCCGGAUGAUCUAUCCUGUCCCAUCGCCGGUGAUCACAAAGUUGGAUGACCUUCGAUUCGUACUUGGCCCUUCACAGAAAUACCUUUUCAGUAUAUAUGAAGGGUUCGCCGAAGAAUCACUGGAAAAGGCACUGAAAUGGGAGCCUAUCAGUGUGUAUGUGCUUGCCUGCAAGUACAAAUAUCCUGGUGCAGCAGCAAAAGCAGCGGAAGCCAGCUUGUCACUACCAUUGACGACCCCUUCCCAAUAUCUUGAUGACAUUUGCGGCGAGCAGUAUCAUCGUCUCUUGCUAUAUCGGCAGAAGUGUGUUGCAGCCACGACAGAUGUGGUUUCUUCUACGAGUUGGUUCCAACCAAUCCCCACCACUGUGUUUGAAAACUCAGCGACAUGUGGAUGUUAUACCCAGGCUCAAGAGCCGUCCGCAUCUCAGAAAAGAUGGUAUGGACCCUCAUAUCUGUGGACAUAUUUGACUAGAGUUGGGCUUGCCUUGAGAGAGACACCGAGCAGCCAGUGCAUCAUUGCUGACAAGGGUGAUGACUUGAAUAAAGUGUUCUCCUGUGGCCAUCGCGGCUAUUCUUUUCCAGGCUACAAGGAUACAACAAAGGGUUUCACGCAAUUUUGCCAGCUCCUCGUCGAGAAGGUCAAUAGGGCGGUCGCGCAGGUGAACAUUGACCUUUACUUUCUGUCAUCUGCACGAAUUUGA